Nematostella vectensis (starlet sea anemone) is the source of this 2812-nucleotide messenger RNA. RefSeq lists its product as uncharacterized. The record is from RefSeq and is a predicted model, not a curated record. Bases 1527 to 2165 code for a protein of 212 amino acids. Gene Ontology annotation, cellular component: cytoplasm; cytoplasmic dynein complex. NCBI's taxonomy places the organism in Eukaryota, Metazoa, Cnidaria, Anthozoa, Actiniaria, Edwardsiidae. The transcript has 4 exons. Gene Ontology annotation, molecular function: dynein intermediate chain binding. Gene Ontology annotation, biological process: microtubule-based movement.
GCCCCCCCCCCCUCUUGAUUUGAGAUAUCAAACCCGUAUUAAUUGAAAGUCGCUUAGUUGCGGAUUGCGUAGUAAGUGGGACCACAUCGAGUGACCGCUGUUUUAUUUGAGACAGUUAUUUUAUUUGCACUAAAAGAAACUUCAUUAAUAAAUUAUGCAGGGCAAUGUUUUAGUUUAAAGCUUUACUGAAGAACUGCGGAAAACCAAGAUAAAAAAAAACAAAAAACGCACCCGAAGAAAAGAAGAAAAAAAAACCCCGCAACAUUGACUGCUUGGUCUGAACACGAUUUUUGAUAUUUCAUUCGAGUUCUAAGUCAUUCAUCUUGGAGCGAAGAAUAGAUUUUGAUAAUAAAAGUCCUCAACAAUUGAGUUAGUUGUCUAUAAAUGAGAAGUUUGACCCCCUUGGUCUUAAAAGCCUAACUAUUCUCUCCCACAAACCAAUUUAUUGACUCAUUUGCAUUUUACGGAAAAUCCGUUUCAAGAUUACUUGAUACUAUGUGUAAGCCGAGAGCGCACAAAAUUUAUUAAAAAAAAAAAAACGGACGAAAUGUACGCGAAGUGUUUGUGGGGUAUCAUCAGGCCACGUUAUCAAUUUGAAUAAACUACAGAGCUCACAUGGUUAUCAAUUCAAGUCGUUACUUAAUUCCGCGAAGGGAGAAAAUAAACGUUUAGCCAAUAAAAGGUCAUGACGAGACAUUGGCAAGCGACGUUUGAAGGACAAAACAGCUAAAAAGAAAAUGUACUUUCACUUAGUUCCGAUCAAAGAACAAGAUUGGCUGAUUAAUCCGAAAAGUCAGAGUGUGAAGUUAAAAACGAGAGCAAGACAUGUAAUCUGGGGCAUCGAGUCACUUGUUCUGUAGAUCUCGCACACAAUAACCAGACGAAUUUUUUUUUUCCAGGUGAUAAUCAGCGCCCUGCGCUAAAAGCUGUCAGGGCCGGUCAGAGAAGACAGCUUUGACAUUUAGUCAGUUCAUUUUACAGCUCACUAAAUGAUCGAACAGCGAGCUCCCGUUUCGCUAUUAAGCACAAAUAUUGCUCUUGAUGAAUAUUUUCGCAAAAACGUUGCUCUUAGAGCACAAUUAGGCAGCCCGGGGUCGUAAAUCACUUUAUCAACAAAUUGGGCUUUUAUUUUACAGCUUAUCUCAAUCGCACCACAGCCAGACUCGAUUACAAUGUCCGUCACGCUGGCCCAUUUGGAAUACGAUGUUUUGUAGGAAAAAUCAAGACUCCAGCAAGGUAUCCGCACCGAGGGCCGGGUUAUCUAAAGCUUGGAACUAGAAAAUGGAAUCGCCAGGUUACUAUGAUCUCUGGAACAUGAUUCUAACGGAAACACCAAUCAAGGUUUUUUAUCAUUGGAAUCGAAUCCUUUAAAAUUCUAAAUAAACAAGGAUUUAAAUGUUAUCCUAACAAGAGAGCAAAUACAUUGAGGCACCUGUAACGAUGCUGAAAAGAAGCAAAACUGAGCUCUACUCUACUUGGAAGAGGAGACCAGGAAACAAGGCUUUUCUGUAUCUGGGUAACUUAUCAUGAGCAAGGAAGUCGACCCUCGGGCCUCUUCGUCCAAGAAGAAAGGUGAUCAUGAAGGAACCGCGAUUGGCUUUGAUUCAGUUGUCAACGCGAAGAUGAUGGCACGUAGAGCGCGUCGGCGAAAAUCACUUUUUGAGCCAGAGAAAGUGGUACACGACCUUGGAACUUCGACACUAUCACACGCAGACUUCCCUAUCGUGAAUCCUAAACCCGCCAACGAUAACAAGGCUACGGAGAUCACAGGGUUCGACAAGAAGGUGAUCUUUGAGAUACUGAAGGAGGUACUUGACCAGGGUUUCGAGGGCCUAACUUACGAGCAAAGGGACACCGCAAGGUUGUGCCACGAGAUAGCUCGCACACUCAAGGAGCGGCUGGCGUUACUGCACAUUUCCGAGUUCAAGUUGGUGUGUACGUGUUACGACACGAGACGUGCCAAGCCAUGUAUGCAGAUAGAGAGCGGGUGCGCAUGGGACGAGCUGCACUGUAGCAUAGAUAAGGACGGGUUCGUGGAGUACGUGUUUCAGAAUGAGGAGCUGGCGGUCGUGGGGACAGUGUACGGUGUGCACUGCGGGCGAAAGGCUCCGGUCAAAUCCAAGCCUAUCCUCCGAAAACAAAGGUCCUUCUCACUGACAGAUUGACCAAUUCUCAAGUUGAUGCGAAAGUCGCCGAUCAAAUCCACGCCUAUCCUUAAGAAACAGGGCGUCCUUCUCGCUGAAAGAUUGACCAAUUCUCAUACGGAUGUGAAAGGCUCCGAUCAAAUCCAUUUUAAAGAAACAGACUAAAGUCCAUCUCGCUGAGAAAUUGUAUUCUCACGUGGAUGCUAAGAUCCAUGUCAAAGUGUGGAUAACACACAGACGGAGCCAAAAAAACUAUUACGGCAUAUUACGACAAUUUAGCGAGUGAGAGACUUAGCGAAUACCCUUGAGGUCAAAAGCGACUAGAGAACCCGUGGCAACAAGGGGUUCCAAAGGGACUUAACCAUUGAGCUUAUGAUACAGUUUUACGGAUAUGAGUUGCGCAUCCCGUGCUUUACCAUGUGAUCUGAACAGAUCGGAAACCACGAAACAGACAGAGGAAAGCUUCUUGUAUUGCAUAGGGAUAGAAAAAACUAUUCCCUACUCAACUGGGAGGUCCGGCUGAUCAUGGUUACAGACCUGUUUUUAGGGCUAUUCAUGCCUCAGCUUCUCACUUCAUUAAAUUGUUAUAAUUUCUUUGUUUGAAAAUUCAAUGACGUCAAUGGACAAUAUUAGGCUGCAAUAAGCUAGAAAUAAAACACAAAAGAUCC